Messenger RNA from Lasiodiplodia theobromae, 1212 nucleotides. RefSeq names its product Phosphoglycerate kinase. The transcript is spliced from 3 exons. The record is from RefSeq and is a predicted model, not a curated record. Lineage: Eukaryota; Fungi; Ascomycota; Dothideomycetes; Botryosphaeriales; Botryosphaeriaceae. Bases 1 to 1212 code for a protein of 403 amino acids.
AUGGACGCCAUCAGCACUCCAAUUCUUCCUCAGCCGCUUCCGGCUACCUAUGAGCCCGACGAACGCAAAUAUGGCUCAUACACUGAUAUAGUGAAAGCUGUCGAAGCCGGAUACACGCUGGAGCCACAGUUGGAGACUGAGAAGAUGGUGGACGACACGAGAAGGCUCACGGCGAUGGUCUGGCACUUCCGGUACAACGGCAUGUCGGACAGCGCAAAGCGCGCCUGCAUGGACAUGAAAGUCAAGGAUGGAAGCAUGGAGUUGGCCCAUGGCUUCAAAAAGCUCGGAGCUCUCUCAAUGCGCUGGCGGAACGCGCAAAUCGCGAUGCCGGCCAAUCCAAUGGUCGCCGGCAUCGAGGAUUACUGGUUCAUAUCCUUUGUCGGCUCUGAAGUCACCCAUCACAACUGGAGGGUUGAGAUGACCAACAUGCAACUGGAGUUUCACAGGGUGAAAAAUGGUGCGGCAGCUCCAGGCAGCGCCACCCGAGACGACUUCAUGCGCGACAUACGUCAAAGGUAUCUUGACGCUCGAAGGGCGUACGCUGCACGCGUGUCUACUCAGCUUCAGAAGGACGUCAAGACUUCGAAGAUCCUCAAGAACUUUGGCGAGGUGAAGCGUGAGAAAAGCUGCGCAGCGUACACUUCCAAGCUGAACAGCCUGCGUGAAGAAAUCGAGUCGUUCGAUCCCUGCCCGUUCGACACGGACCUUCAUCAUGCCCCCCAAGCUGCCAGGGACUUCAGCCAGUUGACGAAAGCGGAGAAGACGAACUUCUGGAACAAGAGAGUCAGCAAUGAUCUAGUCGCAGCUUUCUAUGAUCCCGUAUCCCAGGCCGUUUCCAUCCCGUCAAACUGGGAAGACGAAUACAUGAAGGAGUUGAUGCUGACGACGAUCGCUACCACUGCACAAGCGUUGUGGAACGAGUACGUGAAAAGUUACUUCAUCAACAAGCAGAUCUUGGGAAGUGCUCCGCGCCCCGGCCAACCAGCACCCAACCUCCUCCCAUACCGGCCCGACAAAGUUCGCCAUGUCUUCCAUAAGAUCAACGACACGUACUUCAAAAAUAGGGAGGACUUCCCUCAGAGCAUAGACGGUGUUCUCGUGCCUUCCUCCGGGCGGCAACAGACCAAAAAACGCCCUCGUGCAGACCUUGACGACACCCUCAUCCUCCCCCCGUUCUCACCCAACCGCUUCAAGCGCCCUCGCCAAACCUAA